Molecule: messenger RNA, 2056 nt
Organism: Cololabis saira (Pacific saury)
Lineage: Eukaryota; Metazoa; Chordata; Actinopteri; Beloniformes; Belonidae
Gene: dio1
Product: iodothyronine deiodinase 1
Exons: 4
Molecular function (GO): thyroxine 5'-deiodinase activity
Source: RefSeq, a predicted model, not a curated record
AGUGUACAAUCUUAUAGAAAAAAACCUUAAUACUUUUAACAAUUUCAUAAAAUCCUAACACGUCUGUUACUUUUUUUUUAAAUAAAACGAGGCUGAUCCUCCACCAGUCCGGGAACUCGUAUUUUCCUAUAGGGGUUGGAAUGUACGAGCAAAAGGAAGGACCCUGAAGGCAUCAGUCAUACAGUAUUUAAAGCAGCGCCGUGGAGUUGUGAACUAGUGUUGUUCUGUCUCCACUAAAGAGCAGACAUGUCUCUCCAGAAAUUGGUGGUUUAUUUCAAAGCAGCAUGUAUUCUUUGCUGCAUGAUAGCAGUCCCACCUGUGCUCAGUAUUAUACAGUUUCUCUCACCAACCCUCUUCAGGACCCUGAUGUUGAAAAUGGGCGAAAAGACAACAAUGACCCAGAAUCCCAGAUUUAAGUUUGAGGAUUGGGGUCGGACUUUUUUGUCUUUCACCUUCAUCAAAACUGCCUUUCAAAACAUGUGGCAGUCGCUCGGACAAGAAGCUUUUAUGGGCGGAGAAGUCCCAGACUCACCGUUGAUCACCAUGGACAGGCAGAAAACCAGCAUCUGCAAAUACGUGAAAGGGAACAGACCGCUGGUGUUGAGUUUCGGGAGUUGUACCUGACCCCCGUUUAUGUUCAAACUAGACGAGUUCAAGCAACUCGUCAAGGAUUUCAGCGACGUCGCUGACUUUCUUGUCAUCUACAUCGCUGAGGCUCAUUCAACAGAUGGAUGGGCCUUCACCAACAAUUUUGACAUCAAUCAGCACAAGAGCCUGGAGGACAGGCUUUCUGCAGCUGAAACCCUGGUUCAGAACGAACCGCUGUGUCCUGUUGUUGUCGAUGAAAUGAGUAAUGAUGCCGCCCUGAAGUACGGAGCUCAGCCGGAGAGGCUUUACGUGCUGCAUGCUGGGAAAGUUCUCUACAAGGGGGCGAUGGGGCCUUGGGGCUACAAUCCACUGGAGGUCCGUUCUGUCCUGGAGAAGAUGAAAUAAGAGCCUGCACCUUUUUUUUUUUUCUUUUUUUUUUUCUUUUUAUCAUCCAUCAGUCUGAUAAGGAAGUUUGUUGCUUAUUUGGUUAAUUCUGUAUCGUAGUCAUGUUAUUUUACUCGGUCUGCAUGCAGGUCCUCCACAAACACUGAAUGGGAAAUAUAAUCCUUGGACAUGCACAAGUGUUGCCCUCCUGCAUUCACAAAACGCGCCCUGAGCUUGAACUGAGCUCGUGUUUCUUUGUGACGGCUACAGAUUAAACCAUUGGCCUCUGUCGCCAGAUGGAGUGAAACAUGAUAAAGGUUCACUCAGGAAUUGUGUCUGAAGCUGGAUGGAUGUCACGUGUCCCCCUCUUUGUUGUUAAUGCUGAAGUUUACAAUUUAUAUCUGAGAAAUUACUCAUUUUUCACUUGCAGUGUCGCUGCCACCAUGUUCAGCAUAAAUUUACAAUGAUUUAUUUUCAGGUAUAAAUUCUCCAAAGUAAUUCUAUGCAAGGCUGCUUCUUUUAUGACGAUUACAGUGCAAUCCUCUGGAAACUGUAAUCUGAUAAAAGAUUAUUUGGAAGUGGGCCUUCUCUGAAUUACAUAGGAGUAUUUAUCACCUUACACAUGUAAUGCAUGAUCCUUAAAUAAGGCUUUGAGUUUAAUUUGAAUCAGAGUGUUUGUUUUAUCCUCCAGCAACAUCAUGACGCAUACUUUUUCUUUUUGGAAAGCCACAGACAUCUUCAAUAUUGCAUUGUGUGGUUUCAGGGCAUUAAUGUCUUUGCACAUGAGUUUCCAACUACACCAAGAAUGUGGUUGUUUACUAUUUUCCUGGAAGCAAUAAAUGAGUGGCAUGGUAUGCAGAUUACCCAACUGCAGUCUGGCAUGCAUUGAAUGAAUUUGAGUUGCAUUCAGAUCCUGAUGUGAGUUAAUGCUUAACUUUCUUAUAUUUACUUUGAUUUCUGCAUCCUAUGGCCUUAAUGUUUUGUACACGUUCAAAUAAGUGCUUUUGUGGCUUUUCAAUGUCUUUGUUAUAUGAAGUAAGUCCUUUGAGUUCAAAAUAAUAAAAUAAAAGACUUGUAUUUUCAG